AGGCGCGUGCCAGGGAAGGUCACAUUUUGUUCUUUGCCACUUUCAGCAAUCGGAUGCGAAGUCAAGACGACAAUUAGUCACACAAGUUUAAGGAAGCUCGUGCCAAAUAAAUGGUCAUCCUGUAUUGAUUUGUAGAGGCCGGUGACUAGCCUCGUGGCCCCUCGUUAUAAAACCAGCAGCGUGAAGCCCAGAGACAGUAUUCCUGUGUGACCACUCACACACACACAGACACACACACCCGGAGCCGAGCGCGCAAGGACGAGCGCAGAGAACACCACGGAACUAAGUGAGCGCGUGUAUGGAGAGGAAUCCUGCCUCCAAAUAGUAUCGCAGAGAAGUUACAAAACGAUACUAAUACAGAUACUGAAAAGAAAAGAAAUUAUAUUUUAGCCUCUGUGAACGGCCCGUUUGUGUUGUUUAUAUAUUCUUAUUCGUUUUCUAAAUAUCCGGUCUCUCUCUGCUUUUAACGGACAAGGAAUUUAAAGACUUCAGUUGCGCACAAAAAUCUGCUUCAGUAUGAAAUUACUACUAUCAGCUGUAGUGCUUUUCUUGGUUCUGGCACAAGUAUUUUGUGAAGAAUUCGGUGCCAAAGAGGAUCCAGAUUACUGGUCGAACAACAUUCGAAUACAGGAUGAGUGGUUCCCCUCCGACCCGUUCAGAGAGAUACUGCGGAGAAUGACGAGAAAGCCCCGACCCAAUCAAUUCAUCGGACUCAUGGGCAAACGCUCCUCCGCAAACGCACAGAUCACCCGGAAAAGGCAUAAAAUCAACUCUUUCGUGGGCCUGAUGGGAAAGAGGAGUCAGGAAGAGCCAGAUUCUUAUGAGUGGAACACAAUACGGAGCUACGACAAGCGACGCUAGCGGAGCACGCGUGCAUCAGAUGUUCCUCUCGCGCCAAUCUCAUGCCCUCCACGAGCGGCCGUGCCGCUUUCACGCCGUGUUUUUUGUUCUCUCGGAUUUUUUGUAAAGAAAGAAAGUGUAGUUGGUUGACACUGUAAAGUUUAAUAAACAUUUGGGUUUCUCAUUGUGUUUGAUGUAGCAGUAAUGUAUUAAUGGUGACGAUUUGACAUUCCCUAAAAGCGUGAAUUGAACUUCAUCCCGCCAUUGGCGCGUGUAAAAAACCUCAUCAUGUUCUCAACUCAAUCACCGUCCAGCUGUCACGACGUUGUGGCCAUGGAGAUGUGGCAACAGCUGUUGUGAUUUGUCAAAUCAUAGCUUUUUGCCCAGGGCACAUGAAGAAAUUGCACUGCCAACCCCACUGUCUAGUGCCUCGUACGUCUCUGCCAUUACUCUCUUAACCCAGACACGUCAAAGUUGUUUCUUUGUCCAUUGGUUUAGUUUUCUCCCACCGAUUUGUGGCUUUUCGCCAUUACCUUGUGAUUCAAGGUGUAAGUGCGAUAUGACAGUCUUGUAAUUGUGUGUAAUGUGGCUUAAUAUAUUAAAAUUAUUUUCUUUA
This is a messenger RNA of Alosa alosa (allis shad), 1456 nucleotides long. It is a transcript of the gene tac1, whose product is annotated as tachykinin precursor 1. NCBI's taxonomy places the organism in Eukaryota, Metazoa, Chordata, Actinopteri, Clupeiformes, Clupeidae. The record is from RefSeq and is a predicted model, not a curated record. Gene Ontology annotation, biological process: tachykinin receptor signaling pathway. The transcript has 5 exons. Bases 517 to 861 code for a protein of 114 amino acids.